AUGCGAUAUAUUCAAGACGACGCGAUGAAUUUAAACGGUGUUAUAUUGAGCGGAUUUUUGCUCAUCGCCGUCGCGAAUUCGUUCCCCCAAGUGAGUGACACCAGCAGUUUGGUAACAUCGACAACGACGACAACGACUCCCAGUCCUCCACCAUCACCAGACGCCAAUGAGGACCCCAAAGAGCACGAUGCUCCGGUUAUUCCGAAAAUAUACGAAAUGCGAGUGGACGCCAACGUUUCGAAUCGAUUUGCCAGAUGCCAAGUUACCAGCAAAGUGAAGAAUCUGGACAAAACUCCCCACGAAGCCACCUUCUCGGUCAUCAUUCCAGAAAAAGCCUACAUAUCCGGCUUCAUCAUGGAAAUCGACGGGAAACAGUACGAAGCUUACGUGCAGGAGAAGGAACGAGCCAAAGACACCUACAAAAACGCCGUACAAAGCGGACAAGCAGCUGCCCACGUGGCGGUCAGCGCGAGGGACUCCAACAGAUUCACGGUGUCUGUCAACGUGGAGCCCCAGAAAAAAGCCGUGUUUUACCUGAAGUACGAGGAGCUGUUGGAGCGACAGAACGGGAAAUACGAAUUGGUCAUCAACAUCCACCCGGGACAACCUGUUAAACAACUGGAUGUGCAAGUGAACAUCGACGAAUCCAGCCCGUUGAAGUUCGUCAGAGCACCUGCCUUGAGGUCCGGUAACGAAAUUAACAAGAAGAACGAUAAACUUAACCCGAACGCGGAUAUCGUUAAAACCAACAAAACCUCGGCUGUUGUUAAGUUCAAUCCGGAUAUCGAACAGCAGAAACAAUUCGCUGCUGGGUUGGGAACUGAAGAGGACAACGGAUUGGCUGGACAAUUUGUGGUAGAAUACGACGUUGAAAGAGACCCUCGUAACGGAGAGGUUUUAGUUGAUGGUGAUUAUUUCGUGCAUUUCUUCUCCCCGAGCGACCUUCCAGCUCUUCCCAAACAAGUCGUCUUCAUUUUGGACACCAGCGGUAGUAUGGAGGGAAUUAGAAUAUCCCAACUGAAAGAAGCGAUGAAGAGCAUCCUGCCUCAAUUAAAACCCGAAGAUAUCUUCAGCUUGGUCGAAUUCGGAUCUGUUGUUAAAGUUUGGAAUAUCCCUGACGUAGCUGUACAGUACCAAUCCGGUAUCGACACAUGGGGUUACCCGGGUGAAGAAGAAGCAAAUAGAAAUCUUACACAACAACCGCUACCUCCGCCUUUCCCUGCUACAGAAGACAACUUAAACAAAGCCGAUAAAGUUGUGGACAAACUGAAAGCUUUCGGCGGCACCGACAUCGACUCUGCCCUGAAAACCGGCCUGCAAAUCGUGCAAAAGAACCUCGAAGACACCAAACACCAGCCCAUUAUAAUAUUCCUUACGGACGGAGAAGCCACUGUAGGAAUGACCAACAACGAGAAAAUCAUCAAAACCGUGACCGAACUGAACACCGGCAAAACUCCCAUUUUCUCGCUGUCUUUCGGCGACGGCGCCGACAGGGAGUUCCUGCAGAAGGUCUCCUUGAAAAACCAAGGAGUCGCCCGGCACAUUUACGAAGCCGCCGACGCGUCCCUGCAACUGCAGGAAUUCUACAAGCAGAUAUCGUCUCCGCUUCUCUCCAACGUUACAUUCAAAUACAUCUCGCACGUGAAAGAGGUCACCAGGACCGCUUUCCCGAUAUUGUUCUACGGAUCCGAACUGGUCGUAGCAGGAAAACUGGACGAUGAGGCAUUCAAGCCUCCUGUGGCUGAAGGUUGGGGUGUAAAUGGCACGGUGAAAGUCACGCCAGCUGUACAACAAUCUGUUGGUAACUUGGAGAGACUUUGGGCGUACCUCACGUUGAAGCAGAUACUGGAAAAGCGGGACGCGGCCGAUAAUAAAACUGGUCUCACGCAGGAGGCUUUAGCGAUAGCGAUGAAGUAUUCGUUCGUUAGCGACGUUACUUCCUUGGUGGUCGUUAAACCCAAUCAAACUGAUGCUGUGGACACGGAAGAUGGUUCCCAAAACGACAAAAGAUACCCAAUAUAUGCCCAAGGAAGGCCACUUUCAGUGGCUACAAUCAAGGCGGGAAGUCCUUAUCUCAUGUCAGCAGCAGCUAGCGGUUUCCAUGCCAAGCCCAUUGCUUUCCAAUCCAACAAUUUCGCCACGGUUGGAGGAGCUGGAGGAUUUUCUGGACCUGUCCUUGAAUCAGACGAAUAUGACUACAGCGACCGCAUUUAUAAUGGAAUGCCACUAACAACGCCCUACCCUCCUGGCCCUCCUCUAUCGACUACUCACACUCCGCCUCUAGAACCUCAAGUUGUUAAAUCUGCGUUGGAAUUGCUCAAAGAGAAGCUUCCCUGGCUGGCUGCCGCGUUGGGCGAGGACGAGAGUAUCAAUCUUAAAGCAGGUAAAUUCAAACUGGGACUGAACGAGACGAUUUCUGCUCAACCGGAGUGCCCCAAGUCCGUAAGCGAUGCUCCCGGAACAUGCACUUUAAUAAAUAAAUGCCCGCAAGUUUUCACCCAGUUGACUGAUCUCCAGGUUUAUGAAAAGUAUUUCUGUGAUUUACAAGGAUUUGCCGGCGUUUGCUGUCCGAAAUAAGUGAGGAACUUCCUAAUUUUUUAUCUACGUAUUCUAAGUUAAUUGUACUUACUUUUGUAUUCGACUCAAUUGAUUAUAUUUUAAGACAAUUUUUAAAUCAAAGUUUAUUUUUUUUUGGCGAUAGUUAGGUACAUUAAAUUUUAUUAAUUUACAGCUUAAUUUUAGGGAUGCAAAAAUAUGAUACAGUUACUUAUUAUAAUUUACUGCUCUAUUUCUGAAUAGAUUGGUUACCUUUAAAUUAUUAAUUUGAAUUGAAAUCCAUUUCUUGUCAAUCUUUUGGUGAUUUAGCUUACUUCAGAUCCUUGUAUGGUUUCAUUUUAAACUUCUUCAAUAGUUAAUCUUUUCGGCAAUUUUUCCAAAGAAUCCGUAAUUUCCACGAUUUUCGUAGUCGAAACCAUCUUCGAAAAUUCCGCCCGUUCGAUUUCCUUCAUCACUAUAACAGUCGGUCGAAUAUUCUUCGCUACAAAUUUCGCACAUGGUAACAUCCUCGCUCUGCACAAUGUAUUUCUCAACGCUGAAAGAUGCCGUGGAGUUAUCCCUAUCAAGGAUCGAGUCGAUCCUCCCGUUGCUCCUGUGCGAUUUCA
Messenger RNA from Phyllotreta striolata, 3161 nucleotides. The record is from the annotation of a GenBank genome assembly. NCBI's taxonomy places the organism in Eukaryota, Metazoa, Arthropoda, Insecta, Coleoptera, Chrysomelidae.